AUGUAUGUCAACUUGCUCCAGUCGGCCCUCUUGGCCAGCUCGGCGUUCAGCAUCUUUGCUGCUGCCAACCCUGUGCUUCCUCGAGGAGAUGGAACAACCACUGGCUGGGGUUAUGGCUCCGGAGGCUCCGGCGGUGGCAGCACCUCUGUAGGAGGUGGCAGCACUACCUCUGGUGGCGGCGGUGGCGGUGGUGGUGGCAGCACCGGCGGUGGGUGUACCCCCUCGACGACCACCCUCACAAUCACCAAAGGUGCUGGAAGUACUUGUCCUGCCGGUCCUACUUCGACCAUCACGAUCACCACCACCGGCGGCGGCGGCGGCGGCACCACGCCCGUCGGCCCCUGCACUGGCGCGACCACCGUCACCGUGACUACCGGAGGUGGAGGUGGCACUUCACCAGUCGGGCCCUGCACUGGUGCCUCAACCAUCACUGAGACUAAGACCACGACACUCACAGCUGGAGGCUCCGUGGUGACAUCCACCGUGGUUGAGACGACUACAGUUAAUGGAGGAGGAGAGACCAGUACUGUCACCCUCCCUGCAUCAACCGUGGUUGAAACCACAACCGUCAAUGGCGGUGAGACGAGCACUGUCACUCUUCCAGCAUCAACCGUGGUUUCAACAACAACGGUCAAUGGUGGUGAGACUAGCACUGUCACUCUGCCAGCAUCGACCGUGGUUUCAACAACGACCGUCAACGGUGGUGAGACCAGCACUGUUACUCUGCCAGCAUCGACAGUCGUCGAGACCACCACAAUCAACGGAGGGGAGACCACGGUCACUCGCACACUGCCAGGCUCAACGGUCGUUUCCACCGUCACCGCUCCAGGCCAAUCCGUGACCUCGACCGUUACCGAAACCACCACCGUCAAGGGAGGAGAAACCACCGUUACCCUGCCAGGCUCGACGGUCGUCUCAACAGUCACAGGGAAAGGGUCCACGGUGACAUCCACCGUCACCGAAACGACUACAGUCAAUGGCGGAGGUAGUUCGACCAUUACCUCAACGGUCACUGAAACGACCACCGUCAAUGGCGGAGGCGGCUCGACCGCUACCGAAACCGUUACCUCUACCGUUGUAUCGACUGUGACUCAGGGUGGAAAUGGCGGUGGCAGCACCGGUACUGUAACUGCCACCACGACCGUCUUCCAGACAGGAUCGUGCACUCGAAGUGGCCCGACGUUCACCAGCACUUGCACCGUCACUUCCUGGGCCACACUUGGGUCCGGCUACGGCAGCGGUAGCGGUAGCGGCACCGGAAGCGGCACUGGCAGCGGCGGUUACUCUACGACCGCCGCAAGCUCUUCCGGAUGGAAGAGAAGCUACUUCGCAUGA
Molecule: messenger RNA, 1335 nt
Organism: Exophiala dermatitidis NIH/UT8656
Lineage: Eukaryota; Fungi; Ascomycota; Eurotiomycetes; Chaetothyriales; Herpotrichiellaceae
Exons: 2
Coding region: 1-1335 (444 amino acids)
Source: RefSeq, a predicted model, not a curated record